GGGGUCCGGGGGGGGCUUGCCCCCCCCGGCCACAUACCUCCCUGGCCAGGUGGCCAGUUUGUCAUGCAGGGGGCUAGAAAGGAUGCCGGAGCACGGCCGAGCCGGAGGAGGCAAGCGACCCAGCCGGAGCACGGCCCGAGCCUCACCUUGUGGACUCCUUGCAGGAUGCAGUGUUUCGAGUGCGCAGAGCAGCGGCGACGGCAUCCUCAUCCAGCGACGCAACAAGUACCCCCGACACCACCACAGCGACGCUGGACGGGAAACAGCGAGCAUGUUGUUGGCGAAAAUCCGAAAGGAAAAAUCGAAACAAACGACCGAAUAUCAAAUGCAAAAAUGUCUGGGUCUGGAAGAAUACAAGUUUGUCAUGCUUGGCCGGUAAUACAGAAAAGUCUGUGAUGCUUGUUGCGCUACAACGUCGCUUGUUUGUCAUGCAAAGAGGCCAUUUGUCAUGCGCUUAGCGCUAGACAUAGCCGCUCAGAAACUUGUCAUGCACAGCUUCGCAACACAGUUUGCGGAAACACAAACCUUAUUGGGUUUUCGCCGGAAAAAUGUAAGUGAUAUGAGGAGUAUGACAUCCUCAAAGAACACAAAUGUACAAGAACACGCUACGACGUUGAAUUUUCAUCCAGUACUUUCACAAACUGUUUUAAUUUUAUAAGUAUACAGGUAUCCGUCUCGCCUAAGGGUAAGGGAUAAAAAAGUGCAGCGCAACUCAAGAAAGAAACGUG
Molecule: messenger RNA, 728 nt
Organism: Amoebophrya sp. A120
Lineage: Eukaryota; Dinophyceae; Syndiniales; Amoebophryaceae
Source: the annotation of a GenBank genome assembly